GCCGUCUGGUCUGGGGAAUUAGCACCGGGGACGGGCGCGCGCGCAGGUCCCAGCACAUCUGGGCAAGAGCCGAGCCUCUGGAAGCGAGCGGGGCGCCGAGCGCCUGUCUAGAGCGGCAGAGCCACCGCGCAACCGGAGCCCCUUCAAGACGCUCCGGGCGCACAUCUGGGACCUCGAGAAGGGACCGCGCGGCGCGCAGCUGGACGCGGGGAGGGGGCGGCGGCUGCACAGCUGGACCGAAGGGGGCGGGGUCGGUCCCAAGGAAGGGCUGAGGGGAGGGCCGCUAGCCACCAGAGACCGGAGCAUGGGACAGCGCGCCUGAAGGAGCAGUCCGGGGAGAAGGGGGCCUGGGACCCCAAAAGGAAAAGAGAGACGGGUGAGAGCAGAGGAGGAAGAUGCAACUGACCCGCUGCUGCUUCGUGUUCCUAGUGCAGGGCAGCCUCUAUCUGGUCAUCUGUGGCCAAGAUGAUAGUCCCCCUGGCUCAGAGGACACUGAGCACGAUGACCACGAGGGCCACCCUCGGCCUAGGGUGCCUCGGAAGCAGCGAGGUCACAUCUCACCUAAGUCCCGCCCCUUGGCCAACUCCACCCUCCUAGGGCUCCUGGCCCCACCUGGGGAGGCUUGGGGUGUCCUUGGGCAGCCCCCCAACCGCCCCAAGCAAAGUUCCCUACCCUCGACCAAGGUGAAAAAAAUAUUUGGAUGGGGCGAUUUCUACUCCAACAUCAAGACGGUGGCCCUAAACCUGCUGGUCACAGGGAAGAUCGUGGACCACGGUAACGGGACCUUCAGCGUCCACUUCCGCCACAACGCCACCGGCCAGGGUAACAUCUCAAUCAGCCUUGUGCCCCCUAGCAAGGCUGUGGAGUUCCACCAGGAGCAGCAGAUCUUCAUCGAAGCCAAGGCCUCCAAGAUCUUCAACUGCCGGAUGGAGUGGGAGAAGGUAGAACGGGGCCGCAGGACCUCGCUCUGUACCCACGACCCAGCCAAGAUCUGUUCUCGAGACCACGCUCAGAGCUCUGCCACCUGGAGCUGCUCCCAGCCCUUCAAAGUCGUAUGCGUCUAUAUUGCCUUCUACAGCACGGACUAUCGACUGGUGCAGAAGGUGUGCCCAGAUUACAACUACCACAGCGAUACCCCCUACUACCCAUCUGGGUGACCUGGAUGGGCCGCAGAGGUCUGUGCAGGAGGCCGGCUGUCUGGACACUGGGCAGGGAAAGGGAUGGGUCUCAGCAAGGGAGAGAGGGUGGAGAGGACAAGAAGCCAGGUGGGCCAGGGUUAGGCCUCAGGUGCUGGCCCCAACCUGAGGUUAGAAUGCGUUUGUCAUGGAGGAGGAGAACUAGGCCCUGGGCACCCUUCCGGGCCUUACCCUCUGAUCCAAAGCCCGAUGGUGGGCCCUGAGGCCCCUGGGCAAGCAGGCUAGGCGACCCCAGAUCAAGCCCCGGAGAAGACCUUAACCCUUGGCUCCCUCUCCUUGUGGGUCAGAAAGAGAU
This is a messenger RNA of Acomys russatus (golden spiny mouse), 1491 nucleotides long. It is a transcript of the gene Nxph3, whose product is annotated as neurexophilin 3. Bases 396 to 1157 code for a protein of 253 amino acids. The record is from RefSeq and is a predicted model, not a curated record. The transcript is spliced from 2 exons. Lineage: Eukaryota; Metazoa; Chordata; Mammalia; Rodentia; Muridae. Gene Ontology annotation, molecular function: signaling receptor binding.